This is a messenger RNA of Salvia splendens (bonfire salvia), 884 nucleotides long. Its product is annotated as high mobility group B protein 1-like. The record is from RefSeq and is a predicted model, not a curated record. The coding region runs from base 102 to 605 and encodes 167 amino acids. The transcript has 8 exons. Lineage: Eukaryota; Viridiplantae; Streptophyta; Magnoliopsida; Lamiales; Lamiaceae.
GCUUGUUAUCUUCUUGGUAUGUUUUUUUUUCAUAAUCAAUUUCUACCUUUCACAUUAUUUCUGCUGCUGAAAUCUACAUCUGCGAUUUACAGUUUGUAGAUAUGAAGACCGGUAGCAGGAGCAGAGGGGCUACGAGAAAAGAAACUAAAGAUGCACUGAAGCCUGUUGAUGAUAGGCGGGCUGGGAAGAGGAAAGGUGUCGAAAAGGUAGAUACACGGAAGAGUAAGAAGGAAAAGACGGCUAUUAAAGACCCAAACAAGCCCAAAAGGCCCCCAAGUGCCUUCUUUGUAUUCCUUGAGGAUUUCCGGAAGACCUUCAAAAAGGAAAAUCCAAACGUGAAGGCUGUCUCAGCAGUUGGAAAAGCCGGUGGAGAGAGGUGGAAAUCCUUGUCCGAAGCUGAAAAAGCUCCGUAUGAAGCUAAAGCUGCAAAGAGGAAGGCUGAAUACGAAAAACUUAUGACUGCUUACCUCAAGAAGCAGGAGAGUUCUUCUGAUGAGGAUGAUGAAGGUUCUGAGAAGUCGGCAUCGGAAGUUCAUGACGAUGAGCAGGAGGAAGAUGAGGAGGAAGAGGAGGAAGGUGACAACGACGAUAAUGAUGAGGAGUGAAGUUAAGAAUAACGUGUCAAAUGGAUGCUGUGAGUAGACGGUGGCUUUGUAUGUUUUUGUGCCCUACAUUUUGCUAUGUAAAAUGGGACAAGCAUGAUGUGUACGUCCGUAAUCUAUGUAUCGUAUAUAGGUCCUUAUCGUUCGAGCGCUUUAGCAUUGUUACUGUCAAUGCUCUAUGCUCUCUUGUUCAUGUAAAAAUCGCAAGCACAUUGAUUCAGAAUGGAAUUCAUCUAAUAUGUAAAAUUACUUACUUGAUGAAUGUAAAUAAUUACUAUAUUA